UGGAAAAAAUACGGUAAAGUGUAUUUUAUAUUCACUCUCGUUAUUGCAACUCUAACAUAAAUAAGGUCGGGAAGUUAACGCUAAACAUCGUUUGUGCUCUACGUUUUUUUUUUUUUGUAUAUUUUGUGCCACUUUGUGAGUGUGUGUGUAAGUUUUUUUUUUGUGUUCUAUGCCCCAAAACAGAAAAAUUGUUGCAACAAUAUUUUUGCUUUCUGACAACAACUGAGUCAUCAUCGUUAUCCAUCCCCCCCACCCCACUAUUCAACGACCUGUUCCCUAACGCCAUCAACAUCAUCAUCAUCAACUGCAAAAUAUCAACAGCCUUUUGCUGCAGCGCAACAUAAUGUCAUCGUGGUGCCCUUCAGGAUUAAUCGCUUAUUCAGCAAUCGUUUUACUUUGUACUUCCGGAAUCAAAGCAAGUUGGGAGGAAUGGUGGACAUAUGAUGGUAUUUCCGGACCAAGUUUUUGGGGCCUUAUAAAUCCACAAUGGAAUAUGUGCAACAAAGGUAGAAGACAGUCACCCAUCGAUAUAGUGCCAGAUAAGCUGCUGUUUGAUCCGUUCCUGAGACCACUGCACAUAGACAAACAUAAGGUUUCCGGAACUCUGCACAAUACAGGUCAAUCGCUGGUAUUCCGCGUUGACAAGGACACCAAGCAGCAUGUGAACAUUUCUGGUGGACCGCUGGCAUACAAAUAUCAAUUUGAGGAAAUUUAUAUACACUACGGUACGGUGGACACACGUGGCUCCGAGCACUAUGUACAGGGCUAUAGUUUUCCAGGAGAGAUCCAAAUUUAUGGCUUUAACAAGGAAUUGUAUCAUAAUAUGUCCGAAGCUCAACAUAAAUCCCAAGGCAUUGUUGGCCUUUCGCUAAUGGUACAAAUUGGUGAGACGCCAAAUCCUGAAUUGCGCAUCAUAACGAGCACAUUCAACAAAGUGGUUUUUCGAGGAUUUUCAACACCCAUCAGACAUUUAUCUGUGCGUGCUCUACUGCCAAAUACCGAUCAUUAUAUAACAUACGAAGGAUCCACCACACAUCCUGGCUGCUGGGAAAGCACUGUCUGGAUAAUAGUUAAUAAACCAAUAUAUAUAACAAAACAAGAGUUGUACCAGCUGCGACGACUCAUGCAGGGCUCAGAGACCACACCGAAAGCUCCUUUAGGUAAUAAUGCACGUCCGGUGCAAAAUCUACACCACAGAACUGUUAGGACUAAUAUAGAUUUUAAGAGGAAUAAGAAUCAAAAUGCCUGUCCUACUAUGUACAAGGAUAUGUAUUAUAGAGCGAAUCGUUGGUCGCCCGAUACAGGACUAUUGAUUCGUUGA
Molecule: messenger RNA, 1321 nt
Organism: Stomoxys calcitrans (stable fly)
Lineage: Eukaryota; Metazoa; Arthropoda; Insecta; Diptera; Muscidae
Gene: CARPA
Product: carbonic anhydrase-related protein 10
Exons: 8
Coding region: 344-1321 (325 amino acids)
Molecular function (GO): carbonate dehydratase activity; zinc ion binding
Source: RefSeq, a predicted model, not a curated record